Molecule: messenger RNA, 2851 nt
Organism: Plutella xylostella (diamondback moth)
Lineage: Eukaryota; Metazoa; Arthropoda; Insecta; Lepidoptera; Plutellidae
Source: RefSeq, a predicted model, not a curated record
AUCUUUCUCCGAUUGCGAUUGAGUUGGUUUUUGGUUUGGUUGACAGAAUUUAUUUACGUUUUAUAAAAGUAAAGAUUUCAGAUUUCAUGAAAAUUAUCGUACCUAAUUGAAUGUUCAUCUACUUUUCUUCUUGUAAAAGUGUCCUAUUGACAAUUUAAUCGCAGUGUAUAUUCAAAUCCUUUUGUGUGUAUGCGGAAAUUGAUGCCAGGAUGCCGCUGAUAGAAGGUGUGGGCGAUGAGGUGGUGCAGUUUGUGGGGACAGUUGUGGUGAUGGCGGUGGCGGCGCUGGCCUGGUGGUCCACGAGCGCGCGCCCCGACCGCUACCGCACCGUGCUGCUGAUGCGCUCGCGAGCCCCACACCCACUCACUGUUAGCAUUCGAACACGGCCUGGGCUUGUGGGCGUGGGAACACAGAGCAAUGUCUCAACUCAAUCUACAGCCACAGAUCCUAUGGAUACUGAUGAUGUUGAUGAGGCAACAGGAGACAGAACUAGAGUGAUACCGCUACAAGAAAUGGACAGCAUAGUUGAUGCUGACAUGGCAAUGAUCAAUCAUCAUAGACUGCACUUCUAUAGAAGAGUUGACACGGCGCUAUCAGUGGCCCUGGAGAGCGGGUCGGAGUCGGGGUCGGAGAGCGAGGGCGCGGACGAGGAGGCGGCGCGCGCGCAGGUGCGCGAGAUGGACAGCAUCGUGAGCGCCAUGGAGGGCGACGCGCAGCCCGCCCGCGCAAGUGAGUUGGACUCUAGGUGUGUCCUGGAGAGCGGGUCGGAGUCGGGGUCGGAGAGCGAGGGCGCGGACGAGGAGGCGGCGCGCGCGCAGGUGCGCGAGAUGGACAGCAUCGUGAGCGCCAUGGAGGGCGACGCGCAGCCCGCCCGCGCAAUUUCAGAAAGCCGAUCCAAUGACGUCAUAACAUCUAUGAAAGGGGAACCCCAAAAGAAAAACCAAACUGACUCAGCAUCUGCUAAUGUGACUAGUUCCGUGGAUGAAGCUUCAGCUGUCAGUAACGAGAGUAAUACAAACACAUCUGAGGGUGCUGAGAAUGCCACAGAGUCCUCGCAAGAAACUGGAGACGCCAGAAAGAUACUCAUCAAACUGAAAUACUUGAAUGAUACCUUGAAAGAGGUGGAUGGGAGUUUGGACGAACUAUUGAAGGAUUUUAAAUGGCGUCACUUCGCGACAGAGCUCACAGCCUCGUGUCGGGUGCGUCUAAUCUUCAACGGGCGAGUCCUGGCCGACGACGCGUCGACGCUGCGCGCCUGCGGGCUGCACCACCGCGCCGUCGUGCACUGUCUGGUGCACCCCAGCAACAACACACAGCGCGUGAUCCGCGAUGAAGGAGUGCUGGCCGCGCCGGGCGCGCCGGAGCGCACGUGGGACCUCGAGAACAUACUCAUGACGCUCGUGUCCGUCGCGCUCACCGUCGUCUGGUUCUUCAGAUGCGAAUACUCCAACAUGUUCACGGCGAGCGCGAGCGUGGCCCUAUUCGGCCUGACGGUGUUCUAUUCAGUCGCCAUAUUCGGUCUGUACCUCUCCGACACAUUCCACUUCGACAGGCGGCCGCAGCCGGUGCCGGCCAACUGAGCGCGCGCGCGGCGCCGCCCCGCGCCCGUCGCCGUCAACUGAUCCUUGUUUGUGGGCAUGCUUAUACUCGUGUUUGUGAGGCUGGAGGGCCUCCGUACUAACCACUUCUUUUUGUAGGUGAGGAGUUGCGGCUUUUGCGUAGUGUGAUGGGGGUCUUUUGGCUUGUGUGUCGUGGGUAAAGCGUUUGGAUAAAUUUUGGCAAUUACUGUAUGGGUAUUUCAAUCAUAAAGCUACAAAAUUCAGUUUCCAUUCUAGCGUUGCAAAAAUAAUUUGCUAUAAGUUUCGUCUAGAGCUGAAUUUAUGAAUGCUGUAUCUUUCGUAAUUGUGUAUCACCCUAUAGACAGGGAUUGGUCACCUUUAUUUUGAAGCUAGACUGAAAAUUUUAUGGGUACCCGCCCCGUGACCGUCAUGCUAUCAGGAUACUAUUUCCAGUGUAUCCGUUUUGUAAACCCAGAAAGUAACUAAACUGGCAACACAAUCCUGCUAUCUGGAGGCGUGAUCAUGAGUGGACCCUUUUAAGCUCAAUUUUUACAAAAAAAGCCUUUCCAGAAGGCUUAAAUAUUUAAAUUAAAAUUAAUAAAAUUACUGUGAUAAAGUGAAAUACCCUGAAAAUGGGUUUGGGUCACACGCCAAAAGAUCCUUAUAGCACUGCACUGUGGUGAUACACUGGCAAAACUUUCGAUACGUCUAUGCUGAUCCGAGAAUGGUUAGAAAACUGUCAGAAUGGCUGUUGAAUCCGCAUUUGAGUCAAUAUCUACCUCCUGACGGCUAUUCAGUUUGCUAGUGCAUCACUAGCUAUAAGAUAUGUUUCUAGUACUGAUUUAUUCCAUUAAACUGCUGUUAUUGAUAAGUUUAAACUUGACAGCAGUUUACUUGGAAAAGUAACAUGAGUAUAAGCGAUCCCACGGGAGAAGAAAAUUGAGUUAAUAAUGCUGGACAUGUUUACUUGCUUUUUUCUUUAACUUGAUGUAUAAUCAUUAUCAUUAGAGAUUUCAUGUAGGUAGCACAAACUACUUAACUUAUCUCUGAACUUAUCAUAGACUUUCAUCAUAAAAUACUUUAGAUCAUGAUUAUAUGUAAUACUAUUUCAAAUUCAUCAUUUAUAUAUUUUAGCUAUAACUACAUGUUAACUUAAGGAAGUAUUUACAAAAAUAAAUACAACAUUAAUUUUACACGUAACUAUAAUUACAUGACAAGUUGCAAUAAUAAUUAUGUACCUAGUUACUGCACUAAGGUUUUUAGUCAUAAAAUCAAUCAAUAUUUAGAAACUG